Molecule: messenger RNA, 755 nt
Organism: Ectocarpus sp. CCAP 1310/34
Lineage: Eukaryota; Phaeophyceae; Ectocarpales; Ectocarpaceae
Source: the annotation of a GenBank genome assembly
GUGCACGAUGGCUGUCUUCUCUCUCUCUCUCUCUCUGGCACCACGAAUGCCUCACACCGAGCGAUGGGCAAUCUAACAGUGUCCUACCCGUUUGAUCAGUGCCCUUCCGGUGCCUUUCAGUAGGCAACACAACAACAUUAGAAACACGCAGGAUCGGAUGCGAUCCGGCAAACGCGACUGAACGCGUGUUGCUGAGGACACAAAAUGCAUAUGAACAGCACACACAUCAUGCAACGUCUAGCACUGCCGUCAGCGCUACACACGCAGUUUACGUCGACAAUAAUGGACGACAUGGACGACGUAGCCGCGUUCUGGCAGCACCAUGCUGAGGGUUUCUGUCCACAGGGCAACCCGCUCCACGUUUGGCAAGAAUUACUGCUCAUAGCAGCACGAACGCCUGUACGUUUCCGCGAAGCUUUGCAAGCGGCCGCAGUCGCUGUUGGUGCCCGGUACUGCAACCACGAUACUCCGCCGGGUCCGCUCCCUGAUAUCAGCAAACUGCCGGAGAGGCAGGCCGCCGCACAGCAACAUGCUGGAUUAUGCGGAAAGUACCACGCGGAACACAUCGCCAACAUCGACGUCACCAUGGUGGAAGAGAGGGUAGCAGGAGCUGAGAUCACAACGAAAAGAAUGAGGAAUCAGGCCUGCUACGACGCCGGGACGGCGCUCAACGCGUGAGGCCGUGGGGUUCAGCUGAGGAGGCAGGAGUGCUUCACCCAGGCCUGCCGCGCGGUCUGGCCUGACGACCGGCCGCU